Molecule: messenger RNA, 1283 nt
Organism: Mesitornis unicolor (brown roatelo)
Lineage: Eukaryota; Metazoa; Chordata; Aves; Mesitornithiformes; Mesitornithidae
Gene: DEK
Product: DEK proto-oncogene
Exons: 10
Coding region: 1-1110 (369 amino acids)
Biological process (GO): regulation of double-strand break repair; chromatin organization
Cellular component (GO): nucleus
Molecular function (GO): histone binding; DNA binding
Source: RefSeq, a predicted model, not a curated record
AUGUCUUCUGUUGUUUCAUCAAAAGAAGAUACAAUGUCAUCUGAAAAAGCAGAUGAGAAACAACCUGAAGCUGAAAAUAAAGCUGAAGAAAGUGAUGAAGAUGAAGAAGAGGAAGAAGAAGAGGAGGAAGAAAAGGAAAAGAGUCUCAUUGUUGAAGGAAAAAGGGAGAAAAAGAAGGUAGACCGGCUGACCAUGCAAGUGUCCUCAUUGCAAAAGGAACCUUUUACAAUUACACCAGGAAAAGGACAAAAACUCUGUGAAAUUGAAAGGAUACAAUUCUUUCUGAGUAAAAAGAAGACAGAUGAACUUAGGAACCUGCACAAACUCCUCUACAACAGGCCAGGCACUGUUGCUUCCCUAAAGAAGAAUGUGGGUCAGUUCAGUGGGUUCCCAUUUGAAAAAGGAAGUGACCAAUACAAAAAGAAGGAAGAAAUGUUAAAAAAAUUUAGAAAUGCCAUGUUGAAAAGUAUCUGUGAAGUUCUCGACUUGGAAAGAUCAGGAGUUAAUAGUGAGCUGGUAACCAGAAUCUUAAACUUCUUAAUGCACCCAAAAUCUUCAGGCAAGCCAUUGCCAAAGUCCAAAAAAACACCAAGCAAAGGUGGCAAAAAGGAACGCAGCAGCACUGGAACAACAAGAAAAGCGAAACACACCAAGUGCCCAGAGAUAUUGUCAGAUGAAUCCAGUAGUGAAGAAGAUGAAAAGAAGGAAAAGGAUGACUCUUCAGAAGACAAAGAAAGUGAAGAUGAGCCCCCUAGAAAAGCCUCUAAAAGAGAAAAGUCUAAAAAGAUGACUUCCAAAACGAGGAAAGCUGUGAAGGGUGCAAAUGUCAAGAAGGCAGAUAGCAGCACUACUAAAAAAAAUCAGAACAGUUCUAGAAAAGAAACUGAGUCUGAGGAUAGUUCAGAUGAUGAACCUUUAAUUAAAAAGCUGAAGAAACCACCCACAGAUGAAGAGAUUAAGGAAACUGUCAAGAACUUGUUGGCCAAUGCAAACUUGGAGGAGGUCACAAUGAAACAAAUUUGCAAGGAGGUGUAUGAAAAAUAUCCUAGUUAUGAUUUAACUGACAGGAAGGACUUCAUUAAAAAAACAGUCAAAGAGUUGAUUUCAUGAUCUGAUUUGACUGCGGGGAAGCGAAGAUUCCUGGUUUUAUGUUCCCAUGGAUUUGAAGAUCUGAUAGGCACCAGCAAAAGGAAUGUGUCUUACUCUUGUAUUUACUCGGAGCUGAUUCUGCUGACCUAAUGUUAGAGUAUUGAUGUAAAUGGCUUUGUGUAUUUUUAUUUUUA